CCACUCCCAAACACUUACUCCAGUCUAUAUAGCGCACAUGAUUCACGAGAUGGUGAGAGCCAGCGUGCGUGCAAUUUAGACUCGCCGUCUCUCUACAAUUAUUGGGUGGAAAUUUUGCCCGCACAUUCAUGAAUGCAAUAAAUCUUGAAAUCCCUCCGUUUCUCUAAAAGAACUAAAACUUCGAAGAGGCCUUAAAAGGUUGGGGGAGAAGAAAGGAGGAAAAAGAAAAGCUGGGGAGUGACUGGAAACAUGAGUACUGCCGGGGAGCAGAUUGAGAUACCUAUAGAUCCAGACUGGGUUGUCUCAUUGAAGAACAAUUUGAAGGUAACAGAACAGGAGGAUUGGCGCACCGAACAGCCGACCAUCUUCAGAGUCUUGCCACACUUGCGAGGGAUCGAUCCAAAGGCAUACGAGCCAACGAUCGUCUCGCUCGGCCCAUUCCACCAUCACGAGUCUCACCUGAAAGCCAUGGACCACCUCAAAUGGCACUAUCUCAACAAAUUCCUUGGCCGAAACCCCGAGAAGCCCCUGGAAGACUACCUCAAGUUGAUCAAGGAGAAAGAGCGGCAAGCACGUAUGGCCUACUCAGAAGAAGUGAAGAUGCGCAGCGAUGACUUCGUCCAAAUGAUGUUGCUUGACUGUUGUUUUGUGAUUGAGACCAUAUUGUCAGAGGGAGAAGGACAAGCCACGAUAUGGUCGCUAUCACCAGUGUUGGUGCGUGAUAUGUUGAUUCUGGAAAACCAACUCCCUUUCUGUCUCCUCCAGCCUCUGUUCGACUCUACUUUUCUUCGCCAAUCCCUUGACCUCAGUAGUUUGAUACUUGGUUUCCUCAGCAAGGCCGUAAGCAUCAGGACGGAAAAUCCCUCCGGAAACUUUGCAGAACAAACUUUCUACCUCUAA
Musa acuminata subsp. malaccensis (wild Malaysian banana) is the source of this 900-nucleotide messenger RNA. NCBI's taxonomy places the organism in Eukaryota, Viridiplantae, Streptophyta, Magnoliopsida, Zingiberales, Musaceae. The record is from RefSeq and is a predicted model, not a curated record.